Molecule: messenger RNA, 957 nt
Organism: Aspergillus terreus NIH2624
Lineage: Eukaryota; Fungi; Ascomycota; Eurotiomycetes; Eurotiales; Aspergillaceae
Product: ELYS family protein
Exons: 3
Coding region: 1-957 (318 amino acids)
Source: RefSeq, a predicted model, not a curated record
AUGGCGUCUUGGGACGACUUCAACAGUAUCUUCUCGUUCAACAAAAACUAUUCCUAUGACGGCAGGGUUAUUGACCAUAUCUUGUCCAACCGUCGUGCGCUGGAAAACCAGCUCUUCGUCGACCGACUGUUGGGAUUGGCGGGUGUCAAGCCAGUUACGAAGCUGUACCCCCCGCGAUCGAACGCAGACCUCCGCACACUAGUUCAGGAGAUCGUCUCUUCCCCGCUGGAUAUUCACCACAAGCAAGCCUUGAUCUACUACAUCUUGAAAGACUGCCGCGCACACAGCGAAUCUGCGACCUUGUUUUCGCGGCGAUGCCACCUGCCGGAGAAGUACAGACUGUUUAUUGAGGGUCUCUGGAAUUUGGAUCGACUCGAAUUUCGGCGCGCGAUCGAGUAUCUGACGGAGCCUUCGAUCAUCCCAACUUUCCCCGAUGAGAUCCUCUACGUCCUUACUCUGCCCCAUCUUCCCAAGCAUGACGACAGCCUGGUAAUGGCUUAUUACCUCACGGUCAGCCCACCGUUGGCAACCGAGAAAGUCCAGAAGGCAUUCUUCCAAACCUUAUGCCGAGCUAGCAUCACCGAGGCGUUUUACUUCACGCGCAACCACGAUCAAUCCCUCCGUCGGAACUACGUCACGCAGCUCAUCGAGUUUGUCCUCACGACAGAAGCCGGACAGCUGCGUAGCAAACGGGCCAUGGAACUGAUCGGUCUUCCUUUUGACGACCAGGAAGAAGAAUGGUUUGAACACGCCCUUCUUCAUGGCAGUGCCAAGUCUCUGCAUGGCUCUAAGGACACUGUCAUGAUGCGCCGCCUAGCUGCUGGAAAGCUAAGCGGGCUUUCUGCCGGCCUCGAGUCCUUGGGUGGAACAAAGAUCGAUGGAGUCAACUGGGAUGUCCUUAAGGAGAGCAUGAAUCAUACAGAAAAGCUAUAUUCCUCCAAGGGGGCCGCAGUCUGA